CAGAAGUUUGAAUCCGGCUCGGGGGCUUUCUGCAGCCGGCGGGGCAGCGCAGCCACAGCUCCGCGAGCGCGAGCAGCAGCGCCCCCUCGACCCAGCCAGCCAGCCUGGAUCCCGGGCUGCCCACCGCCACAAGCCCGCCGCCCCCAGCUCCCACGCGCUCCACGCAGUCUCCCGGCGAGGGAACCCAGCCCCAGUGCUGCGCCUCGGCUCCGCUGCAGCAUGUCCUCGACCGAGAGCCCCGGCCGCGCCGCGGACAAGUCGCCGCGCCAGCAGGUGGACCGCCUGCUCGUGGGGCUGCGCUGGCGACGACUGGAGGAGCCGCUGGGCUUCAUCAAAGUUCUCCAGUGGCUCUUUGCCAUUUUCGCCUUCGGGUCCUGCGGCUCUUACAGCGGGGAGACAGGAGCCCUGGUUCGCUGUAACAACGAAGCCAAGGACGUGAGCGCCAUCAUUGUUUUGUUCGGCUAUCCCUUCAGGUUGCACCGGGUCCAGUAUGAGAUGCCUCUCUGUGAUGAUGAAUCCACCUCCAAGACCAUGCAUCUCAUGGGGGACUUCUCUGCCCCCGCUGAGUUCUUCGUUACCCUUGGCAUCUUUUCCUUCUUCUAUACCAUGGUUGCCCUAGUCCUCUACCUGCGCUUUCACAACCUCUACAGAGAGAACAAACGCUUCCCGCUGGUGGACUUCUGUGUGACUGUCUCCUUCACCUUCUUCUGGCUAGUAGCUGCAGCUGCCUGGGGAAAGGGACUGACUGAUGUAAAAGGGGCCACACGGCCAUCCAGCUUGACUGCAGCCAUGUCUGUGUGCCAUGGAGAAGAUGCAGUGUGCAGUGCCGGGGCCACACCCUCAAUGGGGCUGGCUAACAUCUCUGUGCUCUUCGGCUUUAUCAACUUCUUCCUGUGGGCCGGAAACUGUUGGUUUGUUUUCAAAGAGACCCCGUGGCACGGACAGGGCCAGGACCAGGGCCAGGGCCCCAGCCAGGAGAGUGCAGCUGAGCAGGGAGCAGUGGAGAAGCAGUAAGCAGCCCCCACCUGGCUACUCCUGAACUGGACAGCACCUCUUCAACACCUCCGGCUUCCAGGACCUCCCUCUUCCUCCUCCUUCAACUCCCCUCCACCAUCAUUCUGGGCUUUGAGCUUUGAGAUGACAGAUGGGUAGGCAUGAGCUGUCUAGGUUAAUUAGGCGGCCCUCCUACUGACUUCCUAUCCCUCAUCUUGCUGGAGCCUCAGAUGGCAAGAGCCCAGUUCUUCUUGUCUACUGCCUGGACCCAGGCAUCUUACAUGGGGUCUAUUUGUGCCCUCCACUCUAUGAGAAAGAGCCUUUGCUCUCUGUAGGUGAAGGCAGGAAAUAGAGCCCUGAGACUGAUCUGUAGAAGCCACCCUUUUAUCAUCUGCUCAGCCUCAAUAUAAUGAGGGAAGGGGAAUUCAACUGGCAGCCUUGCCCCUGGUCCCUGUGUGGGGGCCCAGCAGUGGAUUGGCGAUACCCCUUAAUGGUUGUCAUGUAGUCUCUGUAUCUGCUCUCCAGCCCUCCCAGAGCCCAAUGUACUCCCCGUUCUCUUCUCUGGCCAUAGCACUCACCGUGUGUGAACCAAAGAGGCCCACUAGCCUAUAAAAUGGUCCUUAGAAGGUCUGCUUGAGGCCCAGACUCAGUGGGAGCAGAUGGACUGCAACUGAGUUGUAGCUUCAUGGAAGAAAGUCAGGAAAGUUGCUGGCAAAAUCAGUUUUCUGUCCCCUCAAUCCCCUAAGGCUGUAGCACUUUCAACAGAACUCUCAACUCUACUUACUAAUGAAAGCCUGCUUCCCUCUGUCCUCCUUGGACUUGGUGUUAUUCCACAGUUAGGAAACAAGAUGAGAGGGCUAGGAAUAUUUCCAUUUCAGCUCCACACUCACCCCCACCCAUCUCCCUUCCCCAACCUCUUGGAUCUGAGGCAUUCAAGAUCCUUUUUGAAGUCUGUCCAGGCCUUCCUUUCAUUCCUGAGGGGUCAGCUAGGGGCUUUGGGAGGACCAUCAUGAAGCUGAGGUGCCCCAGUGUCCCAGGAAAUGGAUGGAUGGGCCCAUUUCUCCGUUGCUCUCUGCUCUGUUUCCUUCAGCACCUUUCUUAGUCUUUCAUACUUCUCCUUCCUCAUCUUCACAAAAAGAUGUACCCUCUCUUGCACCCCCACCUAGUCCUCCCUUGCUUCCUCACUUCUGCCAGGCUUUAUCCUCUCCCCAGUCCAGGGCAGGCUGAUGCUAUUGGUGCUUCUUGACUUUGGGACCCAGCUCCAUAUUUGUCUUUAGUGUGUCUCCUCUUCCUGACACCUCCUUCAAGUCCCUCUCUGGGCGCCCCAGGCCUGAGAGUGCUAACUGGAUAGAUACCCACCUCAAAACCCCUCAAUCUUCCCCAGCAAUAGGACUGCUCAGGGAAAGAUGAAGGGGGAAGAAUCCAGCUAUUUCCUAAUGUAAUGCCAACUGACAUGGUUGACUUAGCAUCCCAAAGGUGAAUAUGUUCUGUGCCAACCUGUCCUCAGGACAGAAUCAGCCCCUUCACUCUCUCACCCUCCUCAAUGCCACCCAUAGCAACAUGUGCAUUACUUGGGUACCCAGGGCUUAGGACCUUUGACUUCAGUUGCUCAUUUCUUUGGAUCAGGAUUCCCCACUUGACAGGGGAGGUAUGAGUCAUACUUUCAAGUACUCCAGAGUCUUUUAGUAAAAGAAUCAGAAGUUUUUGUUUUCAGUUUUAGAGAAGGGAUUUGAGGAGGAAAGAAAGGAGAUGGGGAUGAUAAUAUUCCCAAGUCUGAAACUCUCUGUCCCAAGUUGUCCCCAUGGUUAAGGACCAGGGGGCAGUUUUGCCUAUACCUCUAGAGACAAAGAGAACAAAGAAGUGACCUUCAUUUUUCUUUAAGCAAAUCCCUGUGGGGAUCUGUGAGCAGCUUCUACUGGAACUUUGUUUUGAUUCUGUGUCUAUAAUUUAUUUGAAAUAUAAUGACAGAUAAAAUGUUCUCAUUUGGGGGCUGAAGUUAGCACCUGGCCUAUCAGCUACUUUAGAAAGAGGGCUAUCCACUCCUGCUGAUCACUUUCAGCCCAGAGGUCACUCACUCUCUAGGGCACAGAAGGCUCUUCCUCACCAACAGGCUGGUUGGUUCUCCGCCAGAAGAGUCGAUUUAGGCUGUGGUCUCUCUGAAUGUGGCCACUCUAAGAGGAUUGGCCAGUUCACUUCAUUACCUCCAGGGGGGCUGGGCCCAGGCAAGUGCCAAGGGCAGGACUGUCCUCAUAGGACUCCUGUUUUCUCCAACCAGGCUGGCACCACCACUCUGCCUAGUCAGGCCUGAUGUAGGAAAAGGUGUCCAGUUUCUUUAGCUGCUGCCCUGGUAGAUUCUGACCCUGCUGGGAUGCCCAUCCAGGACCUUUUCUAGACAUGAGUUCCCUUCAAUAUCAUGGUCAUGGACAUCCUAUUUCUGGGACUGCAAAUCAGGGGUGGUUGUGGGGGAGAAUGUUGCAUGUUGUUUUCUGGUGCUUAUUACACAUUUGAAUAAACAGUGCUGCGAGCAUUUGCCAUGAAGGAGCCAAGACUGGGGACCUUUGGAAUUUUUUUUUUCUCUUCUUUUCCCUUGCUCUAAGUUCUUG
Messenger RNA from Nannospalax galili (Upper Galilee mountains blind mole rat), 3596 nucleotides. It is a transcript of the gene Sypl2, whose product is annotated as synaptophysin like 2. Gene Ontology annotation, cellular component: synaptic vesicle; synaptic vesicle membrane. The record is from RefSeq and is a predicted model, not a curated record. Bases 220 to 1014 code for a protein of 264 amino acids. The transcript has 6 exons. NCBI's taxonomy places the organism in Eukaryota, Metazoa, Chordata, Mammalia, Rodentia, Spalacidae.